Messenger RNA from Meleagris gallopavo (turkey), 491 nucleotides. The record is from RefSeq and is a predicted model, not a curated record. NCBI's taxonomy places the organism in Eukaryota, Metazoa, Chordata, Aves, Galliformes, Phasianidae.
AUGUCCUGCUGUGACCAGUGCCAGCCAUGCCAGCCCUGUGGCCCGACCCCUUUGGCCAGCAGUUGCAAUGAGCCCUGUGUCAGGCAGUGCCAGAACUCCACCAUCGUCAUCCAGCCCUCUCCCGUGGUGGUGACCCUGCCCGGACCCAUCCUCAGCUCCUUCCCGCAGAACACCGUUGUGGGCUCCUCCACCUCCGCUGCUGUUGGCAGCAUCCUCAGCUCUGAGGGCGUACCCAUCACCUCCAGGGGCUUUGACCUCUCCUGCAUUUCCAACCGCUACUGUGGCAGAAGGUGCAACCCCUGCUAAAGGUGUUGGACACUGGCCCAGACAAGUACCGCCAGGAAUGCUGAACAUGGCAUCGGACAGAAAAAGAGAUGUGUUGCUGUUUUUGCCCUGCAAGACAGGCUUGUAGUGAACAGUGUGGCCUCUCUGUUAACAUGCAGAUUCUACUGAUAUACUUUGUUGCUCACUCUUCCUAUCUAAUAUGUUUU